AUGUCGUACAACCCGGGGGUAGUAGGUGGCGGGGGCGGAGGAGGAGGGGCCCGUUCACCGCGUAGCGGACGCCGGUUGGGCGAACUGCCCACCGUUGAUCGCAGUCCGUCGCGCGGCUACGGCGGCGGCUCGUCGGGUUACGCGAGCGGCCGGGGCAGUCCCCUCGGGGGCUCGCGCGCCAAGUUCCGGGCGACGCGCAGCGGCAACAGUUCGCCCGAGCACGGCUACGUCGGCUACGGAUCCUCGCCGUUCGGCGUCGGGUUGGGGGGUGGCGUAGGCGGCGGCGGCGGCGGCGCUUUUGGCGGCGGUGGCGGCGGUGGGAGCCCCUACUACGGCCUGGGGGGCGCUCGCGACGACGAGCUCGUCAGCCCCGUGCUGAUGCUGGAGGAGCGCGGGCGGAGCAUGUCGCAGGGCGCGGGCCAGCUACAGCACAGGUCGCGCAGCGUAUCGAGGCCGGUGAUGUCGUCGGGGACGCGGUACGCGAGCUUGGACCGGGCGUCGGUCGGGCUCCUCGACCACGACCGCGAGUUCGUCCCGAUACGGGAGCCGCUCGGCCGGCCGAGCCGCUACAUCGAGGACGAGCUGUACGGGGCCCCGCUGCGGCCGAUGGUCUCGCAACGGCAGAGCCCGCACCAGCUGCUCAGGGACAGCGGCCAGGGCUACAUCGGGGAGCUCCAGCACCAGAACAACGAUUUGCAACGGGAACUCGGGAACUUGAAGAAGGAGCUCGAGCUGACCAACCAGAAACUCGGCAGCUCGAUGCACAGCAUCAAGACCUUUUGGUCCCCGGAGCUCAAGAAGGAGCGCGCCCUCCGCAAGGAGGAGAGCACCAAGUACAGUCUCAUCAACGAGCAGCUCAAGCUCCUCAACUCGGAAAACCAGAAGCAGAGCAUAAUGGUCCGCCAGCUGGAGGAAGAGUUGAGGUUGCGUAUGCGAGGUCCGAGCGUCGAAAUGCAGCAGCAGAUGGAAGUCUUGUACAACGAGAACGAGCACUUGACUCGCGAAAUCGCAAUACUCCGAGAUACAAUAAAGUUUUUAUUGUCACAGGAACUGGAAUUGCGGAUAGAAACACAAAAGCAAACUCUGCAAGCUCGAGAUGAAAGCAUUAAGAAGCUACUAGAAAUGCUACAGAACAAGGGAAUGGGCAAAGAAGAGGAGCGUAUUAUGUUCCAGCAAAUGCAGUCCAUGGCGCAAAAACAGGUCCUUAAAUAUUUUAUUUUUAUACUUUAUAAUAGCGAAAUCGUAUAA
Copidosoma floridanum is the source of this 1248-nucleotide messenger RNA. RefSeq names its product ELKS/RAB6-interacting/CAST family member bruchpilot (gene brp). Gene Ontology annotation, cellular component: cytoskeleton of presynaptic active zone. NCBI's taxonomy places the organism in Eukaryota, Metazoa, Arthropoda, Insecta, Hymenoptera, Encyrtidae. The record is from RefSeq and is a predicted model, not a curated record. Gene Ontology annotation, molecular function: structural constituent of presynaptic active zone. Gene Ontology annotation, biological process: maintenance of presynaptic active zone structure; regulation of synaptic plasticity; neuromuscular synaptic transmission.